UCUAUUGCCUGACACAAAUCACCAUAGUCAACAGGGGAGACUGCUGUGGGGUUAGACUGGCAGGUGCCAUUGUACGGGCUGGUGUGAAUUCGGAUCAGUCACAAAACACACAGAUAGGAGAUCCUGUCACAUCGACUCAAGCUACCAAUGGAGCAGUGAUUGAUUUCAUGGCUAACCCAACUGUAUCUGCUCGAUAUGUUAGCGUGGAAUUGUCUUGGAACUGCCUUCAACUGGCUGAAGUAAUGGUUACAACUGAGACGACGGGCAGUACCAUCGACAUUACUGGAAAACCAACCAGUCAGAGCAGUACUUACCUUGAUUGGUCAGCGAACAGAGCAGUUGAUGGAAAUCCCGACACAGCUUCCCACACAGAAUGCCCCAGUGUUCAGUGGUGGAAGAUUGACCUGCAGGAGAUCUACUCCUUGACCAAAAUUACUAUUGUCAACAGGAGGGAUUGUUGUGGAGAGAGACUGGCAGGUGCCAUAGUGCGAGCUGGAGUGAAUUCAGCUCACACUCAAAAUACGCAGAUUGGAGGUAAUGUCACAUCAAGUCAAGCUUCUAACGGAGCAAUGAUUGAUUUCCUCGCCAACCCGAACGUGUCCGCUCAGUACGUUAGUGUGGAAUUGUAUGGGUCUCAGUGCCUUCAACUGGCUGAAGUAAUCAUUGCUACUGAGACAACCGGCAGUACCAUCGAUCUUACUGGCAAACCAGUAAGUCAGAGCAGUACUUACCUUAAUUGGUCAGCGAACAGAGCAGUUGACGGAGAUCUCGGCACAGCUUCCCACACAGAAUGCCCCAGUGUUCAGUGGUGGAAGGUUGACCUCCAAGCGAUGUACUGUUUAACGAAAAUUACUAUUGUCAACCGGAGGGAUUGCUGUGGGGAAAGACUGGAAGGUGCCAUAGUGCGGGCUGGUGUGAACUCAGAUCAAUCACAAAACACACAGAUAGGAGAUCCUGUUACAUCGACUCAAGCUACCGAUGGAGCAGUGAUUGAUUUCAUAGCCAACCUGAAUGUGUCUGCUCGAUAUAUUAGUGUAGAGGUGCCUGGGUCUAAGUGC
Molecule: messenger RNA, 1058 nt
Organism: Acanthaster planci (crown-of-thorns starfish)
Lineage: Eukaryota; Metazoa; Echinodermata; Asteroidea; Valvatida; Acanthasteridae
Product: receptor-type tyrosine-protein phosphatase kappa-like
Biological process (GO): cell surface receptor protein tyrosine kinase signaling pathway; multicellular organism development; protein phosphorylation
Cellular component (GO): signaling receptor complex; plasma membrane
Molecular function (GO): ATP binding; protein binding; transmembrane receptor protein tyrosine kinase activity
Source: RefSeq, a predicted model, not a curated record